AUGUCUGCUGGAACAUUUGAUCUUGUGGGUACAAUUGUUUAUGAGAUAGACCAGCACCCCUAUCAAAGUACAUUUUACAAUGGUACAUUUGAAGUUGUUGAAGCUGGUGGCUUUCUCAGUGUUGAAUCUGUUUUCUUGUUUUUCCUUGGAAUUGGUCUUCUUGGGCUUCUUGGAUUGUGGAUACGUGGUCAGAUACAACAACUUGCCAAGAAAACUAAGAGGGCAACAAAGGUGGAAGUUGGAACUGGGACCACUGAUGCCUCAAUGGAUGAAUGGCUGCAGGGAACUGCAUAUACUCAGUCAUUGUCCAGCAAAUCAAAGAAAAAGAAGUAG
Messenger RNA from Ilex paraguariensis (yerba mate), 333 nucleotides. The record is from the annotation of a GenBank genome assembly. NCBI's taxonomy places the organism in Eukaryota, Viridiplantae, Streptophyta, Magnoliopsida, Aquifoliales, Aquifoliaceae.